CCAGCCUGCAUCUGGCCCGCUCCCCUCUCUGUCACCCCGGGCCAAACCCGCCCCAUCGUCCCUCACUCACUCUCCGCCUGUUCUCCCGCACGGCUCGGCUCGGACACACGCAGGCAGCACUUACGCACAACACACGGACACGCAAUGGAGACGGAAGGGAGCCAGAGCAGCCUGUCCAGCACGGACUCCCCCCACGACCCCUGCAAAAUGUUCAUAGGUGGACUCAGCUGGCAAACAACACAAGAGGGUCUGAAGGAGUACUUCUGCAAGUACGGCGAGGUGAAGGAGUGUAUGGUGAUGCGAGAUCCAGUUACUAAGCGCUCGAGAGGGUUUGGAUUCGUCACCUUUGUUGAUCAGGCCGGCGUGGAUAAAGUUUUGGCCCAAACCAGGCACGAGUUGGACUCAAAAACAAUCGACCCAAAGGUGGCUUUCCCUCGCAGAGCUCAGCCCAAGUUAGUGACUCGAACCAAGAAGAUAUUUGUGGGCGGUCUGUCCGUGAACACGACCAUCGAGGACGUGAAACAGUACUUCGACCAGUUUGGGAAGGUCGACGAUGCCAUGCUCAUGUUCGACAAGACCACCAACAGACACAGAGGGUUCGGAUUUGUGACGUUUGAAAACGAGGAUGUGGUCGAGAAAGUCUGCGAGAUCCACUUCCAUGAGAUCAACAACAAAAUGGUGGAGUGUAAGAAAGCUCAGCCCAAGGAGGUGAUGUCCCCUACGGGCUCAGCCAGGGGGCGCUCUCGUGUGAUGCCCUAUGGGAUGGACGCCUUCAUGCUGGGCAUCGGUAUGCUAGGUUAUCCAGGUUUCCAGACGGCCACCUACACCAGCCGGAGCUACGCUGGCAUCACUCCUGGAUAUACCUUCCAGUAUCCGGAGUUCCACUUAGAGAGGACUCCCCUUCUGACUUCACCCCAUCCCCCUGAGCUCACAGCCAUUCCUCUGACAGCAUAUGGACCAAUGGCAGCAGCAGCAGCGGCAGCAGCAGUAGUUAGAGGCUCUACCCCGUCUCGCACAGCUGGAUUUUUAGGUACGAGCAGCCCGGGGCCGAUGGCCGACCUUUAUGGGAGCGGUCAGGAGUCGGCAGUCAGCAGUUACCUCAGCGCCGCAAGCCCCGCCCCCAACGCUGGAUUCGGCCACGGUUUGGGGCUGUGUGCCGUCAUGACUCCGGGGCCCUUUGAUCGCUACGGCCUUCACUAACGGCUAUCACUGAGACAGCUGUAGACAAAGAGCUGGUGGGAGUUGAAGCUGCUCUGGAGCUGAUCUGCCCAGGUCUCUGCCCCCCUGUCGGGCGGAGCAGCUGAACUUCCACCCGGUGUCAGCCUGCCACCCUGCUGACACCUCACUAAACUCCACCUCCUGAGGGAAAAAAAGUUCAUAAAAGGAGCGAAAAGUCACUUCAUGUAAUAGCAACACAUACAGAUGCUGUAUUUUUUUAGUCUUUUUUUUUCUGUUGUUAUGUUUCACCUUACUGUUUUUGUUGUUGUUGUGAUGGUUGUUUCUUUAUCUGUUUUGUUUUAUUGGGUUGUAUUUGAACCUGAUCUAUCUGAGAUAAGAGGAGAAAAAAGAAAUCUCCAGGAUCUGUAAUUUGUACUGGAAAAACUGUAUAUUUCUCAGUAGUUCAUACUGAAUUUAACAAAACAUUUGUGAUUAAUACUAUUUCUUGAAAAUGUGUCACAAAGUGUAUAUCUUGGUAGUUUUUUAACAAAGACUUGUUACACUAAUAAUGGUCAAAUGUCAUUAGUUGCAGUUACAUAUUAGGCCUACAUGAGCUGUACAAUUGUAAAAUAUUGUAAAUACGACUCUGGUUUUGGGGGGGGUGGGGGCUCCGCUAAAGUUUGUUUUGUGGGAGGUGGGAGGCUUUUUGAGGAAUAAUAAUACGAUUGCUUUUUUCAUCAAAGCGUAUGUGUUGGAAAGCUUGACUGUUACGUAUCAUAGUUUCACAUGAAGGUCAAAAACAUGUCAGUAUGUUUGUCAAUAUUAAACCAGCCACAUACUGUAUUUCUCUCCAGGCAUUUUAUAAAGGAUGUGUCAUUUCAAUCUGUGUUAAAACACCUUGAGUUCAGCAGGAGAGAGGCUGCAACAACACUUUUACUUUUUGGGGAUAAAUGCGUGUGAAAAUGCUCUUCUUUCAGAAGGGGAGAUUAAAACGUGCUGAUUUCUUACUUUGUCAUAUUGCUGUUUUAACUGUGAUUUUCAAUAUGUGAUGAUUGUUUGUCAAUGAAAAUGAAGGAGUAGUGUGCAGGAGCGGUCGAGCAGAGCGAAAUCUGUAAUGACUGCUCCGCUCUGCAGGUUGUGUUGAUGUUUGCGUGACAUAUGGUCUUAUACACAUUGGUUUCCAAUGUGCCAUGUGCUGUUUUAUUGGGGCGGAUGGUACCUCAGUUUCAAAUGUGAAAUUUUAAUCUGACUUUUUGUAUUAUUACAUUAACAUCAAGUGUGGAUGGUUGCACCUUUUUAGAAGGUGGCUUUCCUACAGGAAAGGAGGGGGGUCUAAUUAACUCAUCCACCCUCAAAUCAAUCACUGCAUAUCCACUGGAUGUCACAGACUGUAGCAAUGUGACAGCUUUUUUUAGACCAAAACCAUUAUGUUCAGAGCUACUAGGACUUUGCACUGGCCGAUCACGAUACAUGUUUUCCUUCGAACGUUAGAAGCGUAAGAACAAAGCACUCUCGAUCUACGAAGUACCAGGUUUCUCAUUUUGAUACACUCGCUCUCACUGCUGCGGGCUACCACGGUAGUUCAUACUUUGAUGCUGUUUUCACUGAAAAAUAACAAUCUUGUCAACACUGUAACAUUUUUUGAUUUUCUUUUUCCUGUCAUGUUUAUUCCUUUGAAAAAAAAACCUUUUUAAAAUUCCUAAUAAAUUAUUU
Notothenia coriiceps (black rockcod) is the source of this 2871-nucleotide messenger RNA. Its product is annotated as RNA-binding protein Musashi homolog 1. The record is from RefSeq and is a predicted model, not a curated record. The transcript is spliced from 16 exons. The coding region runs from base 145 to 1200 and encodes 351 amino acids. Gene Ontology annotation, molecular function: mRNA binding. Lineage: Eukaryota; Metazoa; Chordata; Actinopteri; Perciformes; Nototheniidae. Gene Ontology annotation, cellular component: cytoplasm. Gene Ontology annotation, biological process: regulation of translation; central nervous system development.